UGAAAGCCGCGUUUGUGAGUUAUUAGCCACAAGCUAGGCUAGUUUCCAGCGAGAGUGCUCACAUCCGCUGCCGGUAAGGAGGGAGGGGCACAAACAUACGCUUCUCUACUAGUCACAUUGCCAGGCAAGCACCUUCCAACAAUUUCAAGCAAUGGCUGAGGCUCACCAGGCUGUGGCAUUUCAGUUCACCAUAACACCAGAGGGCAUCGAUCUGCAGCUCUCUUAUCAAGCCCUGAACCAAAUCUACCUGUCAGGAGUACGAUCGUGGAAAAAACGUGUCAGCCGCAUAAGGGUGAGAGACAGAAAGCUCGAGAUGUAUCUGGUUGCCAGGCCUGCACCCUUGGGGCCUGCCACACACAGCCCAAAGAGUGUAUUCAAAUGUUGCUGUAUACAGAAUAAUGUGGCUGUCAAGAACCGGGUGAUCAAGGGAAUGUAUCCAGCCAGCCCUUCAUCCUGGCUGUUUGUCGUCAUUGCCAUCUUAGCCACCAUGUACAUGCGGUCUGAUCCUAGCAUGGGCCUAAUUGCCAAGAUACAGCAACACCUUCCCCUCAGCCUCCAUGUGUCUCUCAGCGCUCAGGGCCAGACAAUGCUUUCUGCGUUGGUUUUCAGCACACUUUUGUGGCUGUCCCUCAUCCUGGCUCUAAGGUUUUGCCUUAAGCUGCUUCUCUCCUACCACCAGUGGAUGUUUGAGCAGCAUGGUCGAGUUUCCAACACUACCAAAGUAUGGGUGACACUACUGAGGCUUUUAUCUAGCAGAAAGCCGCUACUGUACAGCUAUCAAACGUCGCUACCUCAUCUCCCUGUUCCUGCUAUAAAGGACACUUUGAGCAGGUACUUGGAGUCAGCACGCCCUCUGUUGGCAGAUUCUGAAUUCCAACGGAUGACAAAAUUGGCCUCCGACUUUGAAUGUAACCUGGGAAAUCGACUCCAACGCUACUUGAAACUUAAAGCUCUCUGGGCUACUAACUAUGUGAGCGACUGGUGGGAGGAAUAUAUUUAUCUCCGGAGCCGAGGCCCCAUAAUGGUCAACAGUAAUUAUUAUGGCAUGGAUUUCCUGUACGUGACCCCUACUACCGUCCAAGCUGCAAGGGCAGGCAACACAAUAACUGCUAUGCUCCUCUACCGCCGCAAAGUCAACCGAGAGGAGCUGAAACCAAGCCGUGUUCCAGGAACUGUCAUACCUCUUUGUGCUGCCCAGACUGAGAGGAUGUUCAACACAACACGCACUCCAGGAGUUGAGACUGAUGUUCUCCAGCACUGGUUGGACAGCGAGUUUGUUGCAGUGUACCACAAAGGCCGCUAUUUCCGCUUGUGGGUGUACCGGGCUGGCCGCCUGCUCUCUCCUAGGGAGAUUGAGUAUCAAAUUCAAAAGAUCCUGGAUGACCCUUCGCCCCCACAGCCAGGAGAAGACAAACUAGGAGCACUUACUGCUGGAGACAGGAUUCCUUGGUCUCAAAUGAGAAAGCAGUAUUUCAGCACCGGUGUGAACAAGCGAUCGCUAGAUGCCAUCGAGAAGGCAGCCUUCUUUGUGACCUUAGAUGGUGAUGAGAAAGGCAUGAGAGGAAACGACCCAGUAGGAAACUUGGACCGCUAUGCCAAAUCGCUGCUCCACGGCAAAUGUUAUGACCGGUGGUAUGAUAAAUCAUUUUCAAUUGUGAUCUACAAGAAUGGAAAGAAUGGACUGAAUGCUGAGCAUUCUUGGGCUGAUGCACCAACUGUGGCUCACCUUUGGGAGUAUACACUCGCCACUGAUGCUUUCCAUCUGGGAUACACUGAGGAUGGGCACUGUAAGGGUGACGUGGACCGUUCACUACCACCCCCUCAGAGGCUUAUCUGGGACAUUGCGCCAGAGGUUCAAGAUCAAGUGUUCAGAUCGCUUGCUGUUGCCCAGGCUUUGGCAGACGAUGUUGACUGCCAUGUGUUCCCCUUCAGAGACUUUGGAAAAGGACAAAUUAAGAAGCUUCGGGUUAGCCCUGAUGCCUUCAUUCAGAUUGCAUUACAAUUGGCAUACUACAGGGAUCGUGGAGGUUUCUGCCUGACUUAUGAGGCAUCAAUGACCCGUCUCUUCAGGGAAGGAAGGACAGAGACUGUGCGGUCCUGCUCCAACGAAAGCUGUGACUUUGUCAAAGCUUUGGAGAGUGGAGAGACAGCAGAACAAUGUCGACGCCUCUUUAGAUUGGCUUCAGAGAGACACCAGAAUCUUUAUCGACUGGCGAUGACUGGAGCAGGGAUUGACAGACACCUCUUCUGCUUGUACGUCGUCUCGAAAUAUUUGGGAGUUGAAUCACCUUUCCUCAAAGAGGUUCUGUCCGAGCCUUGGCGCCUCUCCACCAGUCAGACACCAGUUCAGCAAAUGGAGCUUUUUGACUUGAAGAACCAUCCGGAAUUUGUAUCUCUCGGCGGAGGAUUCGGACCUGUUGCAGAUGAUGGUUACGGCGUUUCUUACAUCAUUGUGGGUGAAGAUAUGAUCAACUUUCACGUGUCCUGCAAAUACUCCUGCAAUGAAACGGACUCCCACAGAUUUGGAGCUCAGAUAAACAGAGCUCUCCAAGACAUCAUGAGCAUCUUGUCUACUGACAUAAAAUCUCCCUCAUGGUCCAAAGCCACAGACGAGCCUAAGCCUAACAAGAACCUCUGAAUAAUGUCGAGCUCACUUGAACACAUCGUGACGAUCCUAUUCUGUUGAAAAAGGUGGAAAUAGUAAGAUAAAGCAUUUACUCCAUACUUCUCUACCAGUCUCGGUAAAAAAUGAGCAUUGCAUUUGACUUAUCUUGUAUCGAAUCCUUCUCAGAUGGUUCCUAAUACUGUGGUCAGUGAGUGUUUAUGAAAUAAUAAUGCAUCCAUUUAAAAGGGAAUUUGAAAUUUAAGCUCAUUUGACAUCUAAAUAUGUUUAUGGUGCUUACCUGAAUUUUAUAUCUGUAUUUCUUACAAUAGUUACUGUUGCCUUUUUUGUGCAUAGCAUUUUCAUUUUUUCGCCUAAUAGUUUGUUUCAGUUUUGAUUUGUACAGGAAGUACAGGACUAGAAUGGAAAAGUAGUCUGGUCGGUGUCUCUGUGAUAUUACAGGAUGUGGUUUAGGAUGUUGUUAUCAGCAGUUCUUUGUUGCUGCUUUGAAAAUGUGCUGAAAACCACAGCUAAUGAGAUGGCAGCAAGCCAGCAUCUUCAUUUGAUGCUUUUCAGUCAUAACAGACUGCACGUGUUUGAGCUCAAGGACUGAUCCUAUCCAGCCCUAUUAACAAAGAAAAUGGAAGAGGUACUUCUUUUUAUGCCUGGUUAGUUUUGGAUACUGUAUUUUAGUCACAUUGUAUAUGUUGUUUUAGUUAUCUAUAUUUAAGUCAAAUUUAGACUAUGUUUGGCUCAAGUAAGUGUUGAAAGUUGAUGGCUUUGUCAUUGAUUUCACUAAUGCUAUUUCCUUUAAUUUAUAAUAACCCUCUGUUUUUCUUAUGUAGACAAAUGAACUUCAGUUAUAGCCAACAAACUCGCAUGGGAAUGUUUUGGCACAUGACACACCCAAUUAAUGUUGCCUUGGAGACACUGUUGAUAGGAAGCUUCAAAGCUUUGUAAAGCUGCGCAGCAUGACUGAGUCAGGCAUGAAAAUCUCUCACCUUUCGGCGAAAUUCGCCGUUUUGAAGUCAAAAAGGAUGACCUACGUGAAUCGUGUAGAUCCGAGGAGAAAAAAUUUUAAGGGGGAGGGGGGGGGUCGUUUGUAGGCAUGUGCCAGUUACCUUCACGGAUUACCAUGCUAUGAAAACGUCGCGGUUACAAAACCACUAAAAUUUUCCGUCAUACAGUAGUACGUAUUCGUUAUUUUUCAUGUGUCGAAAAUGCAGCCAGAAUUAGCUUGGCGCGGCAGCGCUUACCUCUUCCCCUGUUUGAUGCUGCGUGUGUCAGUGACGCUAUUCCAGCAAACCCAAAAACAAGCACUCCAAACGCAAGGCGUAAAUUCUUCAAUUUAUUGAUCUCUCAAAUCGUGGUAACUGAAAUAUACCAAAUGAAUACAUUUAAAACGUUGUACACUCGUAUUUUUCCACAUGUGAGUAGCUUCAACAGUUUAGCUUCAUGAAAAAGUUCGUCAAAAACAAAACACACAUUUUCCUUUCAAAUUCAAUACACAAAGUUACUAAAAACUUACAAAGACGAAUGAUAGGCAAGGCUUAGCUAGGACAGCAACUUCAUUGAGGUUAAUCACAGCCGCUGAGAGAGAAACAAGUUUGUAUGCGGGGAGGAAAAAAAAAAAAAAAAGCGUCAAAGAUCGCUAAUUGCGACAGAUGAUCUUGUACUAAGCACGAAUUCACAUUCGCUGGAGGAGGUAAAGUAUCACUCCCAAUUGUUUUUAGAUGAAUGCAUUUGCCAGCAUAUUGAAUUUAGUGAGUAAUGGUUUUCGUUUUCAUAUUUUGUGGUAUGACAAAGUUACUGCCGUUCGUUGCAGCUUGCGUUGAACACUGCCUGAGAGUCCGGUGAAAAAAUAGCUCCCGUUAAGGUAGCGUCAAGCUUGUGUAUUUAACGGUAAUAUAAAAGCAGUGUUGUCAAUAACGCGGUAUCGUAAUGCGUAACUAAUCUGAUUACUUUCUUUCAGUAAAGAACAAUCUAACGCGUUCAUUUUUCUAAAUCAGUAAUCUGAGGAAAAUUACUUUCCUUGAUGCCUGUGCGUUACUAUUUUGUUAUUGCCCCAUAAUGUGUGUAGAAUGAAGAAUACUGUAGUCAUGGGAGUGACAUCACAUGUCACAUUUUUUAAUCGGGGAUGGAACAAAAAGGGUCACGUGUAUUACCAUGAUGCGUGAGCGCUGGGAGUUUGCGGCCAAAACAACAUAGCCUUGGUACCUCGCCAGGAUGCAAUGAAAUAGGCAGGAGAUAUACUACAAACGGCUGCAUUUGCACACUGGAAACACAGCCAUUACUUCUAAUUUUUGUCCAGUAAAGAUAACAAAAAUAUCUCUUUGCGCUGGCUCAAAAAGACUGUCCACCGCUAUAAGCAUCCAAUUCAAGCACCACUUGGAAUUACAGCACAAUGACAGCCAGGACUUUUUGAUACUGCUCGUGCUCAAUCCUCGGUUCAAGCUCAGUUGUUGUUGAGGGUUUUGAAAGCUUAGGUUUAAAGAAAUUCUAAAUAUCCAUCUUGCCUCCUCAGCUGUAGUUUUGGCUAAGCAAUGCAAACGGCUGUCUCUAAGGUUCUAUAGUCACAUGAUCUGUUCGAAAAAUAAUUUGGACCCAUUAUGAAAUACUUUGAAGGAUUCCUGUUCAUUUUAUUCAUUUGUGUUGUUUGUUUUAUUGCUCUAAAACUUUUAUAGACAACAUUUUAAGGGCCAUAUUCAAUGGUCUUUAUUUUAAAGGGGAAGUUCAGAAUUUUUUACAUUAGGCUUAAUGUUUGAGUUAGCCGGGGUUUAAUUAGUCGUUGGAAAUGAUUUGAACAAAUUCUGUGCAGUUUGACAGUUAUUUGUUAGUUUCAGGGCUCCGGAGUGGCUAAGCUAGCGCGAGUCAAUGGUGGUUGAAAUCAACUCCUUCAACUAAUUAAACCCCCGUUAACUCGAAUAUUAAGCCUUAUGUGAAAAAUUAAAAUGGUCAAAUUCGCCACAUGUAGGACGUUUUGCCGACGGCGGACAUUUUGGCAGAACGCCGGAACAUAUUUCCUCCACACCUUUCUCACCUUUUUAACCCCUGACCCAUUUUCAUGCCUGCUGAGUGUGACCUGAGGCACUGAAAAUUGCAACAUACAGGGGUUGGACAAAAUAAUGGAAACACCUAACAUUUUGGCAUCAUAAUUAUUAAAAAUUAUUCUUAAAGAAUUGCAUGAGGAACAUUCUAAUGAAGUUAAGCAUCUCGUAUGGCCAGCACAAUCCCCAGACCUCAACAUUAUGGAGCAUUUAUGGUCAGUUUUAGAAAUUCAAUUAAGAUGUUUAUUUCCACCGCCAUUGUCUCUAAAUAGUUACAGGGUAUUCUAACUGAAGAAUGGCUUAAAAUUCCUUGGGAAACAAUUCACAAGUUGUAUGAAUCAAUACCUCGGAGAAUUGAGGCUGUAAUUGCUGCAAAAGGCGGAUCUACACCAUAUUAAAUUAGUUUUUGAUGAUUUUUUAAGGUGUUUCCAUUAUUUUGUCCAACCCCAGUAGCACAAUGUGUUAUCUAUAGGCAAGAACAUGAUGGCCCUUUUUGUGGUUAUCCCAUUCUGACUCCAAGAAAUGACUCAGUGUUGGACGGUCAAUUAUAGUGUGAAAAAAAAAAUCUUGUGUCAAAUAAGUAUCAGUUGCUAUUUGCAAUUGGGUAAAUAAGCAACCCCAGCCACAUUAUUUGAAAAUAAUCUACUUGUUGUGUGGGGCACAUUUGUUUUGUUCAUGGUUAAAAUUGAGCUAUUCAGAUUGAUAUGCACGAAAUUAGCAAAAAAGACUUUGAGAUAAACACACUAAACCGUGUGAAGAAGGAUUUUGCUCAUAACCUUUAUUAUGAAAAUACUCGAGGAAAUUGUUGGAUGUAUUUUUGCACGCAAUCUUGGAAAUGUCUGCCAGUUUACAGUAAACCUGGGCAAUGAAUCAAUUUUAUUAAUUCUAACUUUUAUUGGUUGUGGAUGGUUCAAAUAUAAUUAAUUCCAGUUUUGUUGUUGUUUUUUGCUAAAUAAAACAAAAAACAAAUACAGUUGUGGUCAAAAGUUUACAUACUCUUGUGAAGAACAUAAUGUCAUGGCUCUCUUGAGUUUCCAGUUAUUUCUACAAGUGUGAUUUUUCUCUGAUAGAGGGAUUGGAACGGAUACUUCUUUGUCACAAAAAACAUUCAUGAAGUUUGGUUCUUUUAUGACUUUAUUAUGGGUGAACAGAAAAAAGUGAUCAAAUCUGCUGGGUCAAAAAUAUACAUACAGCAGCACUAAUAUUUGGUAACAUGUCCCUUGGCCAUUUUCACUUCAAUUAGUCGCUUUUGGUAGCCAUCCACAAGCUUCUGGCAAGCUUCUGGUUGAAUCUUUGACCACUCCUCUUGACAGAAUUGGUGCAGUUCAGUUGAAUUUGAUGGCUUUCUGACAUGGACUUGUUCCUUCAGCAUUGUCCACAAGUUCUCAAUGGGGUUUAAGUCAGGACUUUGGGAAGGCCAUUCGAAAACCUUAAUUCUAGCCUGAUUUAGCCAUUCCAUUACCACUUUUGAUGUGUGUUUGGGGUCAUUGUCCUGUUGGAACACCCAACUGCGCCCUAGACCCAAUCUUCGGGCUGAUGACUUUAGGUUAUCUUGAAGAAUUUGAAGGUAAUCCUCCUUCUUCAUUAUCCCAUUUACUCUCUGUAAAGCACCAGUUCCAUUGGCAGAAAAACAGCCCCACAGCAUAAUACUACCACCACCGUGCUUGACGGUAGGCAUGGUGUACUUGGGGUUAAAGGCCUCACCUUUUCUCCUCCAAACAUAUUGCUGGGCAUUGUGACCAAACAGCUCGAUUUUUGUUUCGUCUGACCACAGAACUUUCCUCCAGAAGGUCUUAUGUUGUCCAUGUGAUCAGCAGCAAACUUCAGUCGAGCCUUAAGGUGCCGCUUUUGCAGCCUCUCAGUCCAUGGAGAUGCAAAACACGCUUGACUGUGGACACUGACACCUGUGUUCCAGCAGCUUGUAAUUCUUGGCAGAUCUGCUUUUUGGUGAUUCUUGGUUGAAUCUUCACCCUCCUGACCAAUUUUCUCUCAGCAGCUUGCGUUUUCUUCCUGAUCAUGGCAGUGACAAAACAGUGCCAUUCACUUUAUACUUCCAAACAAUUGUUUGCACUGUUGCUCUUGGGACCUGCAGCUGCUUUGAAAUGGCUCCAAGUGACUUUCCUGACUUGUUCAAGUAAGCGAUUCGCUUUUUCAGAUCCAUGUAUGUAUAUUUUUGACCCAGCAGAUUUGAUCACUUUUUUCUGUUAACCCUAAAU
Molecule: messenger RNA, 7865 nt
Organism: Corythoichthys intestinalis (scribbled pipefish)
Lineage: Eukaryota; Metazoa; Chordata; Actinopteri; Syngnathiformes; Syngnathidae
Gene: cpt1a2b
Product: carnitine palmitoyltransferase 1A2b
Exons: 19
Coding region: 152-2638 (828 amino acids)
Biological process (GO): fatty acid metabolic process; carnitine metabolic process
Cellular component (GO): mitochondrion
Molecular function (GO): carnitine O-palmitoyltransferase activity
Source: RefSeq, a predicted model, not a curated record